Molecule: messenger RNA, 3031 nt
Organism: Ornithorhynchus anatinus (platypus)
Lineage: Eukaryota; Metazoa; Chordata; Mammalia; Monotremata; Ornithorhynchidae
Gene: CARNS1
Product: carnosine synthase 1
Exons: 10
Coding region: 131-2992 (953 amino acids)
Biological process (GO): carnosine biosynthetic process
Molecular function (GO): ATP binding; ATP hydrolysis activity; carnosine synthase activity
Source: RefSeq, a predicted model, not a curated record
GCCGAGACGUGCCGCGCCCCAUCGCGCCCCACCGCGCCGAUUCGCCCGCUCACCCAGCGCCCCCAGCUCGGGCCGAGCGGCCGGGACCGGACCACGCUGCCCGUUGAAAGGCAAGCUGUCCCUGGAACACAUGGGACCAGACUGGGAGCUGCCCGGAGGCUCCAAGGACCAAGAGGAGGAACGGGAAGGGGCCGGGGAGCAGGGUGGAGGGGACGGGCUGCCCCCCCCCAGCUCCCUCUGGGGCUCCUGGCGCCGGGACGUGAACCUGGACUGCAAGGGGGCCCCAGAAGGGGAGGCGGACAGAGCCUGGACCACCUACUACUACGACCUGCUGCAGAGCUGCCUGCAGCAGGCCGGGCUCCCCGAGACGGCCGACCACACGGCGCGGCCCCAACAAGGCUGCCCUGGGGCUGAGGUGACUCUCUGUGUCCUGGGGUCACCCAGUUCCUUCCUGUCAGUGCUGCUGGAAGGGGGGACCCAGAGCCCAGGAAACAUGCUGCUGUGCUUGUCCCCGGCCUGGCUGGCCAAGGCCCCGCUGGCUGGGCGGCCCGGGGAGUCGUCCUUACUGGUGGCCAAGGCCGUGGCCUUCCAUCGCGGGGGGCUCACGGUGCUGCAGGAGUUUGCCCCCCCACGUCGCGCCACCUACUUCCUGGCCAACUGGGGCCUGGGUGCGGGAAGCGGCCGGGAGGCGGGCGAGCUGGCGCGGGGGCUCGCGUGCCCUACGGGGGGCUCGGCCGAGCUGGCGCGGCUGCUGGAGGACCGGCUGCUGACCCGGCUGCUGCUGGCCCGGGGCGGCGGGCUCACCGUGCCCCCGACCCUGGCCUUCGCCUAUAAGCCGUCGGCCCCGCUUCAGGCCCCCGCCGGCGUCCCGGGCCUGCGCGUGGUGGAACUGAGCGGCAAGGAAGGGCAGGAGGGGCGGGUCCGGGAAGAGGUGGAGGCUUUCCUGCAGUCGGGGGCCCUGGGGGCGGCCUGCCAGGUGGCCGUGAAGCCGAGCGGUUGGCGCUGGCGUGGGGCCCGCGCUCUGAGCCUGCACCCGCGGGGAGAGCCCACCCCGGUGGUUCGUGCCGUGCUGCUGCUCCUGGAGAGGCUGGAAGAGGAAGAGAGCGUCCUGGUGGAGGCCGUUUGCCCCCCGGCCCGGCCCCUGCGCCCCGCCGGCCCGGAAGACCCCGACCCCGCCGCAGGCCGCUCCCGCCCGGACCCAGACCUGGCCCUCCGCAUCUGCACCGUGGUCUGCCGGACCCAGGGAGACCGGCCACUCCUCAGCCAGGUGGUGUGUGGUGUGGGCCGGGCGGACCGGCCGCUGCGGCAUCAGGUGACCCUGCCCCAGACGCUGGAGCUGGCGCUGGCCCAGUGUGGACUGAGCGAGCCCGGGGUCGCGGACGCACUGAGGAGGCAGUUGGCGGCGGCCGCGGAGGCGGCGCUGAGCGCCGUCCUGGACAUGGAAUCCACGCUGACCUCGGAGCAGCGGGGAGGGCCCCACGCCCAGACGGAUUUCAUCUGUGCGGACUUCGCGCUGACCGCCGUGGGCCAGAGGCUGACCCUGGCGGCCCUGGAGCUGAACGGCUGCCUGUGCCUGGAAGCGUGCGGGGUCCUGGAGGGGCCGCAGGCCGGGCCCGGGGCGGAGGGGGCGGCCGGACCGCUGGUGGAGACGAUGCUGCGACGCUCGGCACGCUGUCUCAUGGAGGGCAAACACCUGCUCAUCAUCGGGGCCGGUGGGGUCGGCAAGAAGUUCGUGUGGGAGGCAGCCAGGGACUACGGGCUCAAGCUGCACCUGGUGGAGUCGGACCCCAACCACUUCGCGUCGCAGUUGGUGCAGACCUUCCUCCACUUUGACGUGACGGAGCACCGGCACGACGAGGAGCACGCGCGCCAGCUGGCGGAGCUGGUACGGGCCCGUGGGCUGCGGCUGGACGGCUGCCUCUCCUACUGGGACGACUGCCUGGUGCUCACGGCGCUGCUCUGCCAGGAGCUGGGCCUGCGCUGCAGCCCGCCCGCGGCCAUGCGCCUGGCCAAGCAGAAGAGCCGCACGCAGCUGCAUCUCCUGCGCUGCCGCGGCCCCCGCUGGCCCGGCCCCGCCCUGUACGCCGUGCCCUGCUGCCCGCUGCAGAGCCCGGCCGACGUGGAGCGGGCGGCCCGCCUGGUGCCCCUGCCGGGCGUCAUGAAGCUGGAGUUCGGGGCCGGGGCGGUGGGCGUGCGGCUGGUGGAGGACGGCCCCCAGUGCCAGGCCCACUUCGGCAAGAUCGCCCGCGACCUGCGGGGCGAGGCCGACCACCCGGGCAUCGGGCUGGGCUGGGGCAACGCCAUGCUCCUCAUGGAGUACGUGGCGGGCACGGAGCACGACGUGGACCUGAUCCUGUUCGGGGGCCGGCUGCUGGGCGCCUUCGUCUCGGACAACGGCCCCACGCGCCUGCCCGGCUUCACCGAGACGGCCGCCCGCAUGCCCACGGGCCUGGCGCCCGAGCAGGAGGCGCAGCUGGUGCGGGCCGCCCACCAGUGCUGCCUGGGCUGCGGGCUGCUCGACGGCGUCUUCAACGUGGAGCUCAAGCUGACGGCCACGGGGCCGCGCCUCCUGGAGAUCAACCCGCGCAUGGGCGGCUUCUACCUGCGCGACUGGAUCCAGGAGCUCUACGGCGUCGACCUCUUCCUGGCUGCCGCCAUGGUGGCCUGCGGCCUGGCGCCCGCCCUGCCCGCCCGGCCCCGCGCCCGCGCCCACCUGGUGGGCGUCAUGUGCGUGGUGUCCCAGCACCUGCAGGCCCUGAGGACCGCCGCCAGCCGCGAGGCCCUGCAGGCGCUGCAGGCGCGAGGCCUGAUCCGCCUCAACCUGCUGGAGGAGGAGCUGGUGCCCGGGGAGUACGAGGAGCCCUACUGCAGCCUGGCCUGCGCCGGCGCCAGCGCCCACGAGGCCCGCCAGCGCCUCCUCGGCCUCUGCCAGGGCCUGGGCAUCGACUCCCCCGACUACCCCGUGGCCCACUUCCUGUCGCACUUCAAAUAGCGGCGGGGGAGGGGGCGGGUGGGGAGGGCCGGGCGGGGC